AUGUUCACGCGCUGGAUACCCUCAACUGGGCAGAAUAUCAUUUUGAGCUUCGAGCCCCCGGAUGUGCUUUUGCAGAGAUUGAAAGAUACGGAUAUGGGCAGAAAUCUACAGUCCCCCAAACUCCACGACAUGGUUCGACAGGCCAUGAAUGUCUCAGAAACCCUCUCCGUAGCUAUUACAACGCUGUCCCACAGUCUUUCCGCUCACGAAAAGUUCGUCAGUGAGCGGAGUCUCUUCCUACAGGGAGCAUUCUCCAACAACGCCCAAGGCAGCUCAAGAGUGUCUAAACAAAUCACCAGAAAGAUGAACUUUUAUCAGCACAUGCUGACGAGUUUAAAAUUUCGAGCGGAUGCUAAUAAUGAGAGAUUGAGGAAUGAAACUACACUUGCAUCCAAUAGAGUCGCUCAGUUUGACAGCCGCACCUUGGUGCAAAUUGGCCAAGCUGCCCAAAUCGACGGUGCGAAUAUGAAAGCCAUCGCCUUCCUCACGCUGGAAUUCUUGCCCCCGACUUUUAUAUCUGCGAUGCUUGGCACCACUCUCUUCAAUUAUACUCCUGGUACUGAAGGUAAACUGGGUGCGUGGUCCAUAUCGGAGCACGUUGGGCUAUACUGGGCGACUGCCGUUCCAAUUAGCGCCGCGGCUGUUGCGCUGUGGCUGCACUGGCAUUGGAUGUUUCCACCCGGUAGGACUGGCGAGUGA
Messenger RNA from Venustampulla echinocandica, 699 nucleotides. RefSeq lists its product as uncharacterized. The transcript has 4 exons. The record is from RefSeq and is a predicted model, not a curated record. NCBI's taxonomy places the organism in Eukaryota, Fungi, Ascomycota, Leotiomycetes, Helotiales, Pleuroascaceae. Bases 1 to 699 code for a protein of 232 amino acids.